AUGUCAUCCACUCAAACUCCACCACCAGCUUUGAAAGAAGAUAUUUUAGAUCUUAUUGGUAACACUCCUUUGGUCAAAUUGAACAAAAUCCCACAAUCUUUAGGUAUCAAAGCUAAGGUUUAUGCUAAAGUUGAAUUAUUCAAUGCUGGAGGAUCUAUUAAAGAUAGAAUUGCCAAGAAUAUGGUUUUAGAAGCUGAAAAACAAGGUAGAAUUAAGCCAGGUUAUACAUUGAUUGAACCAACUUCCGGUAAUACUGGUAUUGGUUUAGCUUUAGUUGGUGCCGUUCGUGGUUAUAGAACAAUUAUUACUUUACCUGAAAAAAUGUCUAAUGAAAAAGUUUCAGUUUUAAAAGCUUUAGGUGCUGAAAUUAUUAGAACACCAACUGAAGCUGCUUGGGAUGCUCCAGAAUCUCAUAUUGGAGUUGCUAAGAAAUUAGAAAAAGAAAUUCCAAAUUCUGUUAUUUUGGAUCAAUAUAGUAAUGAAGCUAAUCCAGAUGCUCAUUAUUAUGGUACUGGUUAUGAAAUUUGGGAACAAACUCAAGGAAAAAUCACUCAUUUAGUUGCUGGUGCUGGUACUGGUGGUACUAUCACUGGUAUUUCUAGAUAUUUGAAAGAACAAAACUCAAAGAUUCGUGUUACUGGUGCUGAUCCAAAGGGUUCCAUUUUGGCUCAACCUGAAUCUUUAAACGAUUCUACUGAAGGUUAUUUGGUUGAAGGUAUUGGUUACGAUUUCAUCCCAGAUGUUUUAUCUAGAAAAUAUGUUGAUGAUUGGAUCAAAACUGAAGAUGCUGAAUCUUUCAAAUUGGCUAGAAGAAUUAUUAGAGAAGAAGGUAUCUUGGUUGGUGGUUCUUCUGGUUCUGCUUUACAAGCUGCUUUACAAGUUGCCAAAGAUUUAACUGAAGAUGAUGUUGUCGUUGUUGUUUUCCCAGAUUCCAUCAGAUCUUACUUGUCUAAAUUCGCUGAUGAUGAAUGGAUGGUUUCUAAUGGUUUCGAAGUUGAAGAAACUAAAUCUACUAACAAAUCCGAUGAAUUUUUGGCUGAUAAAACUAUUAGAGAUUUGGUUGCUGGUAAAGCUCCAGUUGUCACUGUUACUUUAUCUGAUACUGUUAACAAGACCUUUGAUUUAUUACAAUCUAAUGGUUUUGAUCAAUUGCCAGUCUUGAACAAAGCAGGUAGAUUGGUUGGUUUGAUUACUUUAUCACAAAUUUUGAAAGCUUUGUCUACUAAAAAAAUUCAAAUGACAAAUUCUAUCAAUUCAAUUAUUAUUGAUUUCAGAAAAUUAGAAGAUUUCGAAAAAUCUUUCACCAUUACAAAGAAAUCCGGAUUCACCAAGAGAGGUUACGAACCAAUUACUUUGGACACUUCUUUGGCCACUUUAAACAAAUUCUUUGAAACUAACUCCAAUGCUAUCAUUACUGAUGAAGAAUUGAAACCAGUCCAAAUUGUCACCAAAGUCGAUUUACUUUCAUACUUGGCUAAGAACUCAUUAUUGUAA
Candida tropicalis MYA-3404 is the source of this 1494-nucleotide messenger RNA. It is a transcript of the gene CYS4, whose product is annotated as cystathionine beta-synthase. The record is from RefSeq and is a predicted model, not a curated record. Gene Ontology annotation, molecular function: cysteine synthase activity; cystathionine beta-synthase activity. The coding region runs from base 1 to 1494 and encodes 497 amino acids. NCBI's taxonomy places the organism in Eukaryota, Fungi, Ascomycota, Pichiomycetes, Serinales, Debaryomycetaceae. The transcript has a single exon. Gene Ontology annotation, cellular component: cytoplasm.